AUGGGCGCGGAGAUGAAGCGCGUGCCGGGCGACCGCACCUUGUUCCAGCUGGAGAUUCCCGGGUUGAAGUUUCUCAGCCUGGAGGUCAAGCCGGUGGUGCGGGUCAGGGUGCGGCUCAUCGGCGACGGCGAGGAGGUUGCCACGUGGACGGGGCAGAGCGGGCACCCGGGCGGAAAGACCCCGGAGUGGCGCGCGGACGAGUCAGCGAGGCUCGCGGAGCUCGCCAUCAAGGCGGAGUGCGUUGACGACGACGACGAGCCCGAGGAGUGCCCCGCGCCCCCGCCGGCGCCCACGCCGAUGGGCCGGCCGGAGCGGGAGGAUGUGGUCCUCCACGGCCCGUGCGUCCUCAUCGAGGCCAUCUCGUGCCGGGUGGAGGGGAAGACGGUGGAGGAGCUCGGCGUGAACGACCUGUUCGUGUUCCGCGGGACGACGUGCUUCAGGUGGAGGUCCCGCGGCGACGGUACCGACGCGGGCCCGGUGCCCAGCCGGACGGGACCUGGCGGAGAGGAUGAGGCGGGAACCGGCUGGGCGUCGGCGCCGGUGGUGGGGGCCAAGAAGCUGAAGGACGGACAGUCGUGCAUCGUGGGAUGGGCGGACAUCGGCGUGGGAGUAGAUCCCCCGGGGCCGUUCGCGCUUCUGCCGCAGAGCUUCGCGGAGAAGGUUGGAGACGCGGUGAUGCGCACCACGCUCAAGGCGCUGCAGAGCGUGUUUUUGAACGGGUUGGCCAAGGAUUACUCCAAGUGGGCAACCGACGAGAAGUACCGCGCCGCGAGGGAAGUGGCGGCCGCGGCCGCUGCAGAGGAGGCUGGGUUGUGA
Messenger RNA from Micromonas commoda, 816 nucleotides. RefSeq lists its product with no specific name. The coding region runs from base 1 to 816 and encodes 271 amino acids. The transcript has a single exon. Lineage: Eukaryota; Viridiplantae; Chlorophyta; Mamiellophyceae; Mamiellales; Mamiellaceae. The record is from RefSeq and is a predicted model, not a curated record.